AUGAAUUGUGAUUGUUUUCACGAUGGAAGGCUUAUAUUAGGAGGGCAAAUGACAAUUGAAUGCAAAGCUAGCGUAAACGCUUCAAUUAAAACAGCAGGACUAUCAGAGGAUGAACGGAUGCAACUAUCCGUUCAUGAAGCCGGGCACGCAUGGCUCGCAUUUCGUGGUGGUUUACGAGUUGUUAAGAUAACGCUUAUCCCCAAUGGGGAAUUGUUGGGACGAACUAUUAUUGAACAUGGCGAAAAACAUAUAUGGAGUUUGAAAGAGAAGAACAAUUUGCAAAUAGCGUUCUGGGGGGCAAGACAAGCUGAAGUGGCUUUACGUGACAAUGGGAUGACGAGCUUAUUUGGAGCCGAUAAAUUGGCGAUUGAGAAACUUGCCGCAUCUAAUGUUCGAGAAUUCGGCUUACUUGAGGACCAAUCUCUAGCUACAAUAAAACCUGAGUCAAAUGAGUUUACGGCACUACAAGAGAGAGCAAUUUACAAUAACAUGCGAUUCUGCGAGUUGGAGGCCAAAAAGUUGGUGGAAGAGGACAAGGAAGCUAUAAAUGCGCUUGCUUCUAUACUAUAUGAGUGCAAUGAACUGAGCGAUGAAAAGGAUAUUAGACGGUAUUUUUAA
Meloidogyne enterolobii is the source of this 618-nucleotide messenger RNA. The record is from the annotation of a GenBank genome assembly. Lineage: Eukaryota; Metazoa; Nematoda; Chromadorea; Rhabditida; Meloidogynidae.